Messenger RNA from Scleropages formosus (Asian bonytongue), 807 nucleotides. It is a transcript of the gene atp6v0e1, whose product is annotated as ATPase H+ transporting V0 subunit e1. NCBI's taxonomy places the organism in Eukaryota, Metazoa, Chordata, Actinopteri, Osteoglossiformes, Osteoglossidae. Bases 85 to 330 code for a protein of 81 amino acids. Gene Ontology annotation, cellular component: proton-transporting V-type ATPase, V0 domain. Gene Ontology annotation, molecular function: proton-transporting ATPase activity, rotational mechanism. The record is from RefSeq and is a predicted model, not a curated record. The transcript has 4 exons. Gene Ontology annotation, biological process: proton transmembrane transport.
CUUCCUCACAGAAGAGCCUGUCGGAGUUUGCUUUAGUUUCCCAACUUCGUUUUCGGGCUCCUGAGUUAGUUAGAGGUGUUAGAGAUGGCGAGUCUGUCCUUUGUGAUCCCUAUGGUGGUGAUGACAGUAUUUUGGGGGAUAGUCGGUGGGGUUAUACCAUGGUUCAUUCCCAAAGGACCCAACAAGGGGGUCAUUGUUACCAUGCUGGUGUUGACGGCUGUCUGCUGCUACCUGUUUUGGCUGAUUGCUAUUCUGGCCCAGCUGAAUCCUCUGUUUGGACCAGCACUGAAGAGUGACACAAUUUGGUACCUGCAGUUCCAUUGGCCUUAGGUUAUGGGCAGUAGAGCUCACUCUUUCAGACAAAGAAGCUUUGUUCACUACUAGGCUGUACUUGCAAUCCUGUCCUUAUAACGGAAAAUUUCUUUUUAAAUUUGAUGCCUUACCAACAGAGCAAUGUGACUUCAGAAGACAGCAAGGGAGGAGAAGUAGUUGUGGUAGUAGUGAUCAAUUCAGUCCCUGAAAAUAUUAAUCUAUAGAUAUACUAGGCUGGUAAAUGUAAAUUGUUUUCUUUGAUUUUGUUUUCUGUGUUGUACUGUGUACCCAAUGUGUCUCAGACAUUAAGCCUCUAGCUUUUUUUUUCCCCUCGCUCAUUCUGUGCCUUUGCUAUUCAGGACCAACUGCAUUGUGAAAAUUAAUAUUUAUUUACCAAUUCUUGUGUGCUCCUUCAGUCUCUUUGUGUGCUGCAUUUUUACUUAUGUGAUUGAACUGUGUUUGAGUUCUGUUAUUACAAUUAAACAGUUGACAGCC